CCAAAAAAGAAUCCUAUUAUUGGUAUUGUUACAUAACGCUGGAAUUUAAAAUGAAAGUAACGUUGGAUUCAUAAGCAAUCAAAGAGUCUGUCUUUGGCAUUGUUGGUGUAAGAAACGCAAGGUUGGGUGAUAAGUGUGAAGAACAAAAUGUCGCAGCCAAGAAGGUAUGUGCAUGUGUUACUGUUUAUGUUGUUUGCAGAGUUUAUCAUAAGAUAUUCAUCCAUUUAGAGGUCGCAAUGUUGUUUUGAUUCCAGUUCACCCGAUAGGUUGGAGUUGCAAACUCCAUGGAAGCGGCUCACAGUUGAGAGGAUACUGAGUGGGUCACAGGAGAAUGAUGAUGUUAUGGAGGAAUGGAAGAAACAACAUCAAAGAUUGAAUCGUGUCGACGAUGCCGGUAAAGUUUCUGUAGAGGCUGCCAGGAUUGUUGAAAAUAAAGGGGAUGAUGGAGAUGGAAUUGAAUACAUAAUGAUAUCUUCUGAUAGUGAGAGGGAAAUGAGUCCUGUACAGGAAGAGUUCGAAGAAGCGUACUGGACACGUGAAGUUCAUGAUGUAAAGAAGUUUUGCUCAAAUGUUAUGUAUAUUCCUGCAGAAAUAGUAGAGAAAUGUGGGCUUGCUGGAAUGUCAGAGAUUACCCUCAAUGAUGUGGACAACGGGUACCCAUAUGAGUGCAAUGUGAAGAAGAGGCCAAAAAAAAAUGAAACAUAUUUGUAUGGAGAAUGGUUUGACUAUGUAAGGGCAGCGGAACUGAAAGUAGGUGAUAAAGUGCACUUUGUGAUUUAUUACCCGCCGGUGUUAGAUAUUAUGGUAACAGUGGAGCGCAGUGGUGAUCGUUGAUAGAGCUGUUGGUUAGGCAAUGUUUGUGGUGGAUGUAUAGGGCCGUUUUUUAGCAGUUUGGUUUGUAUGGGAUUUAUGGUUUUGUUUUUUUUUGUAAUGGUGGAUGUGAACCAAGAUUAAC
This is a messenger RNA of Vicia villosa (hairy vetch), 955 nucleotides long. RefSeq lists its product as uncharacterized. Bases 343 to 834 code for a protein of 163 amino acids. The record is from RefSeq and is a predicted model, not a curated record. The transcript has 4 exons. Gene Ontology annotation, molecular function: DNA binding. NCBI's taxonomy places the organism in Eukaryota, Viridiplantae, Streptophyta, Magnoliopsida, Fabales, Fabaceae.